Molecule: messenger RNA, 2020 nt
Organism: Amphibalanus amphitrite
Lineage: Eukaryota; Metazoa; Arthropoda; Thecostraca; Balanomorpha; Balanidae
Product: adhesion G-protein coupled receptor D1-like
Exons: 11
Coding region: 139-1566 (475 amino acids)
Biological process (GO): adenylate cyclase-activating G protein-coupled receptor signaling pathway; cell surface receptor signaling pathway
Cellular component (GO): membrane
Molecular function (GO): G protein-coupled receptor activity
Source: RefSeq, a predicted model, not a curated record
CGCCGGCCGGCCGGGCACGGGGCCAUAGAGCGCGCCCGCCACCUCCAGCCGACGGGACCAGAGCCGGCCGACUCUGCGCCGGCCGCUAUGUGAAGUGGCGGCCCGGCCAACACCGCAACACGCAGAGCAAGCAGAAGGAUGCGCGCUCUCGGGCUGGCUGGCACUCUGUUGGUCAUCUCCGCAGCUCUCAUUAUCCAGCCGGCAAUAACCGAAGCCGCCGAAGAUGUGGACGGCGGCUGGACGGUCUGGUCGCUGGGCGGUAACUCGUGUAACGCCACGUGCGGCACCGGAUACUACCGAAAGCUGCGCACGUGCUCCAACCCGAGUCCGCAGGGCGCCGGCCAGCAGUGCCUCAAGCAGGACGGCGUCACCCGGGCCCUACAGGAGAUAUCCAUAGCCGAGUGCAACACUCACCCGUGCGCUAGCGGCGGCUUCUCCGAGUGGGGUAACUGCACGGUGGAAUGCAACAUCGGAAAGCAGUUCCGGUAUGCCAUGUGUGGCGGCGAAAUCUGCGCAGAGGGCACCAACCAGUACGUCGUGGAGGAGCGCGAGUGCAACACCUGGAACCGAAGCUCUUGCCCGAAGCCCUGCUUAGAGUACGCCAAGAAUUGUCCCGAGUAUGCCAUUUGCGAGGACAAGUCGGACGACACGCGGCCCAACCCCGUCUGCAAAUGCACCAUGGGUUAUGAAAUGAACAAGGCCAAAACCCACUGCCUGAGGCCGCCGCCCACCACCCCCACCCCGCGGCCCAUCCCCACAUUGGCGCCCGAGGAGAAGACGGUGGCCGUAGUGGUCUCAAAGACCGCCUCCACGGUACUCAUCGUCUUCGUCGGGAUCACGCUGACCUUGUUCCUGCUGCUGCGGAUCAUGUCCCCGGACCGAGUGAUCCAGAUGAACAUGGAGAUUGCCAUCAUCUCGGCACACAUCUGCCUCAUGUUCCCGCCCGAAACGGUCCAAGUGGAGAUAUUAUGCAGGAUCAUCUCCAUCCUGAUCCACUUCUUCUUCACGGCUUGCUUCAUGUUCAUGCUGCUAGAGUCUCUCCAUAUGUACUCCCUCGUUGCCUACGUGGUCAAAAAGGACGGCCUGUUCACGCGCGUGCAGAACACCCUGAUCGGCUGGGGCCUCUCGGCGUUCAUCGUUCUCGUGACGAUGAGUUUCGAGUACGAUAACUACGGCGGCGUCUACCACUGCUGGCUGCAGAUGGACAAGCCGCUCUGCACCGGACAGUACAUCCCCAUCAUCGCCAUUAUGAUCAUCACAUUCACGCUGAUCGAGGCGGCCGGCGCAGCCGACUACGCGCCGCUCAAAGAGGUGGACAAGUCUCAGCGGCUGUCGGCGCGCAUCUCCCAGCGGUCCAAUCUGAUCAUCAUGCCGCUAGUGUUCGCCUCCUUCGUCAUCGGCAUGCUGAGCGAGUACGAGCAGGACCUGGCGCUCUACGGCACCUUCUCUGUCCUGAACGGCAUCGUCGGCGGCGUCAUCUUCUUCUUUCACUGCACCGGCAACCAGCAGGUGCGGGCCAAGAUGGUGCGCUGCUGCCAGAUGCUGAAGCGCCGUCGCCGCCGCUGAGCGCGCCCGCCGCACGAGCAGGCUGUGCCCAGAGACCUCAGCCAGGCCGCAGAGCCUGAGGUGCCAGUGGGCGCGGCCCGUCGGCCGCCUCCUCCCGACAGGGACGGGAGCGGAGCGGCGCGAGCGGGCCCGGCUGCCCACAGCGCGCCCAGAGGCGGCGCGCCCGGCCGCCGGUACGGACCCCUGCUGCGGGUGCCGCGCCGCGGCACCAACAGCAGGGGUCCUGCCGUCCGUGUGAAGCCUAUGUUCCAGGUGUAGAGAAGCCUGGUGACGCCGGCGCGCGGCGGGCGCCGGCCGCGUCCGCCGCCGCGCCGCAGACCCUCCGUCGCAGUCGCACCGCUUCAGGACGCGCCCCUCACCGUCUCUCAGACCGAUGUCGUGUUUGUGUUGGUCGGCAGUCGGCGGUGGGUCGGCUCGCGGACCGAGUCGCCGGUGAGGCCGCUGCGCCCCGCGC